CGGGGCUAUAGGUAUUUGCUCUCGGUAAGGGAUCACGCCACGCUGUUCAGCUGGUUUAUCCCGGUGAAGUCGAAGUUCACGCGAGAGGCUGCGGAAGCGCUGGUGGCGAAUGUAUUUUGUUUAACUGGUUACCCAGUGAUUGUUCGAUCAGAUCGAGGAUUCGGCGAACAGGGC
This is a messenger RNA of Amoebophrya sp. A25, 174 nucleotides long. NCBI's taxonomy places the organism in Eukaryota, Dinophyceae, Syndiniales, Amoebophryaceae. The record is from the annotation of a GenBank genome assembly.